AUGGCCACCGCCGACGGCAGCACCCCCUCGCUCCCAGCUGUGCCCAUCGCCAACCCCGACAUCACGGCAUCCCGCUACCGGGGGCUGCCCAGCCCCACAGGACCCACGGCGAGCCCCACAGCCGGGGAGCAGAAGAAGGGCCGCAAAAAGAUCUCCAAGGCUGACAUCGGGGCCCCCUCUGGCUUCAAGCACGUCAGUCACAUCGGCUGGGACCCCAACAAUGGCUUCGACGUGGCAGCGCUGGACCCCGCCCUGCGGGCACUCUUCGCCCGGGCCGGCAUCAGUGAGGCGCAGCUGGCCGACGCCGAGACCUCCCGCCCCAUCCCCGACUUCAUCCAGGGCCGUGGGGGGCUGCAGGCCGUGCGGGAGGAGAUGCGCCGGCAGGACGUGGUAGACACCGGCGAAGGCGUAGUUCUCGCUCAGUGUCGUGUCCCCGGCCAUGGCGCGGCUUGCCUCUGCCAGUGGCGUCGGCACCACCCCGGGGGGACUGCGGACCCAGGCGUCUGGGCGUCAGCACCCUGA
Messenger RNA from Nipponia nippon (crested ibis), 522 nucleotides. The record is from RefSeq and is a predicted model, not a curated record. Lineage: Eukaryota; Metazoa; Chordata; Aves; Pelecaniformes; Threskiornithidae.